Molecule: messenger RNA, 1950 nt
Organism: Chiloscyllium plagiosum (whitespotted bambooshark)
Lineage: Eukaryota; Metazoa; Chordata; Chondrichthyes; Orectolobiformes; Hemiscylliidae
Source: RefSeq, a predicted model, not a curated record
UUUGCUCCAAUCGGGAAGCGGAGCCGGGUUAGGCCCGAAGCCUGGGGGUCGGAGUGAGUGAGUAUCCGGGACAUCUCUCCCUGUCCCCCCGUGUGGGUGAGCAGUGAGCUGUCGGUGGGACGGAGAGAGAGGGCGAUGAUCUCUCAGCUCUUCAUCGUGUCGGCCCGAGGAGACCACCUCAUCUACAAGGACCUUCGAGGGGAGGAGUCAAAGGAUGUGGUCGAUAUUUUCUACCAGAAGGUGAGGUCUUUGCCCCGAGACCAGGCCCCUGUUGUCAUGCAUCACCAGGGCCUGCAGUUUAUUCACAUCCGACAGGACACGCUCUACCUGGUGGCGACCACACGUUGCAACGUCUCUCCGUUCACUGUCGUCCAGUUCCUCGUCAGGUUGGUCAGUCUCAUUAAGGAUCACUGUGGAACUCUGAAUGAGAAGACGCUGCAGUUAAAUUUCGCUCUGGUCUAUGAACUGCUGGAUGAAAUGUUGGAUUAUGGGUACAUACAGACCACCUCCAGCGACAUCCUGAAGAAUUUCAUUCAAACGGUGCCAGAAACAUCCAAACAAUUCAACCUCUUUGAACUCAGCAACAUUGGCCUGUUUGGAGCAGACACCCAGCAGAGCAAAGUGGCUCCCAGCAUCGCUGCAAGCAGACCGGUGUUCGCAAUGCGCACUGAAGAGGGGCUGAAGACGGAAAUCUUUGUGGAUGUCAUUGAGCGACUGACGGUGGUCAUCGGAGCCAACGGCAGUUUGAUGAGGGCGGAUGUUCAGGGAGAGGUGCGGAUGAAAUGUUUCUUGCCCAGCAGCACAGAAAUCCGAAUGGGGUUGAAUGAGGAGUUUAGCAUUGGGAAAGCCGACAUCCGAGGUACAGUACACACCUACGCCUUGACAACAAUACCUCCAAGUUUCGUGUCAUCUGCUAAGUUUGAAACUGUGUCCUGGCCAGUUGAGGAGGGAUUGCUCCAGAUUGAGGGGGUAGGGAGAACUGUUUUGAUGAACACCGAGAUAUUGGAGGCUCUGUUGGGCUUAAAAACAGACAAGUCCCCUGGCCCGGAUGAACUGCAUCCCAGGCUGCUUAAGUUGGUGCAGUCUCAUAUAAAUACCAUCAUCUGUAUUUGUGUUGAUUCUCCUUUCUCUCUCUCUCUCUCUCUCUCUGUCUCUCCCCAGCUGACUGUGAUGCAGUAUUCGUUAUCGGACGAUCUUCCAGUCUCUCUCCCGUUCCGACUGUUCCCAACUGUGGACAAGGACACCGACAGCAACCGCCUCAUGGUGUAUCUCAAACUCAGGUGUGAUUUGUCUCCAAAGAGUCAAGCUUUGAACGUCACUGUACACCUACCUGUGCCCAAAGGGACAACAAGUCUGUCACAGGAGCUGAGCAGUCCCGAUCAGCGUGCAGAGCUGGACUCAGUCACUCGGUCUGUGCACUGGACCAUCCCACGUUUCCACGGAGGCUCUCAGCUCUCUGCCCUCUUCAAGCUGGAGGUUCCAGGAUUAAGCGCCUCGUCUCUGCUGGAGCUGGGUCCCGUCUGCAUGCAGUUCGAGCUCCCCAUGAGCACCUGCUCAGGGCUGCAGGUUAGGUUCCUGCGUGUAUCCAGCACACAUCCCCCACUGCCCCAUCGGUGGGUCCGCUACGUCACACACAGCGACUCCUACGUCAUCCGCCUGUGAAUGGGAAGGAGUGGGGGCCUCUUGGGUCUGCAAAGUGGUCUCAGGCGAGGGGGCUUGACCGAAAAGCAAAAUGGUCUCUCUUCUGGAGCGAGGACGGCCCUGGGUUGCUUCAAGUCAGCACCUCAGGUCACAGCUAUGAGGGGAGCCUCUCCAACACACCUUGCCACUGAUGCAGAUCAUGCCAAAAACUGUGCUCAACCAUGUCUGAAUGGGAUAUGGCGGGGGAUGGAGGGAGGGGAUUUUUCUAAACAAGCGUACAAAUAAAAACCUAAGAUGAAGUUGUCAGUA